UUUCUUCAUCUGGAAAGUAGUCUAUGUUGUAUAACUGUCAUUUAUAUAUCUAAAACUGUACACAAGUACUAGGCCUAUAAAUAGGAUGAUUCGGAAACUUCAAUGUAAACGAUUCAGAGUAAAAGACUCUAAUUGAACUUUCGACAGUGUUUGAUUAUAUUUAAUUAUAGUACUUUUAAGAAUUUUCUCAGUAAGUGAUUGAAAGAGUGCUGAAAGAAUGAACGUGAGACACGCAGUUGUAGUGAUCGUUGGAGGAGGAAGCGGUAUCGGUUGCACCUGUGCUGAACAGUUUUUGAGUUCCAAGGCUGAGUUCGUGGCAAUUUUGGAUUUACCAAACUCAAAUGGAAGAGUCGUAGCAGAUACAUUGGGCAUUCAGCAUGGUGCACACCGUGUGGAUUUCUUCAUCUGUGAUGUCACAAACAGUGAGCAAGUAAAUGCGUGCUUCGAAAAGAUCCAACAAUUGUUAGGGAGCUUCGAUGUUCUCGUCAAUAGUGCAGGAGUUUUGACCAAUGGAGAAAAUUGGGAAAGCAUGAUAAAUGUGAAUUUCACUGGACUCGUACGUAUGACUCUAAAGGCCAUCGAUGCAAUGGGUAAACACAGAGGUGGUAAAGGUGGUACAAUAAUAAAUAUUUCCUCCAUGGCUGGACUCGCACCUGCAGUUUAUUAUCCAAUUUAUGCCGCAACGAAACAUGCCAUCGUUGGAUUUACCAACAGUUUAGCGCUCAGUUACAAUGAAACUGGCGUUCGUAUGAUGCUGGUGUGCCCUGGACGUACAAAUACUCCCUUAACCACAAACUUGUACAACUUUGAAAAUCCACAUUUAAAUUUCAUUAACGUUAAUAGAGCGUUGAUGUGUUUGAGAACAUCGGGUAACCAGCCACCAGAGUGUGUGGCGAAAGCGAUAAUCCGGUUGAUAGAGAAAGAAAAAAAUGGCGCUAUAUGUUUGGUACAUGAUGGGCAACCGCCUUAUAUCGUUAAUGUUCAGACACUCGAUAAUUUAGUGAAGCGUCCCCUUUAGAGAUAAAAUGUACGAUAUUUGCGAAAUCUAUAAGUGUAAAUCACGUAGAGUUUUUGUGAUUUCUUAUCCAUCGAUAAUACGAUAAUUUUAUCGGUCGUCGCCGUAAUCAUUGAUUUUAAUCAAUCGGUAUAUUUCGCGAUUGAUAACAAAUACAUUAAUACAUUAUCACAAACUAUCUUAAAUGCAAAUGUAUUAAUCGCGCUUAUGGACUGGCAAAGUAAAAAAAUUUUCUAUAUUGUUUUAUGCAAAUAUUUUUAUAAAGUUUUGUAAAAUAAAAUGUUAGCAACUGCAAAAAUGGAAACAAGAA
This is a messenger RNA of Bombus terrestris (buff-tailed bumblebee), 1325 nucleotides long. Its product is annotated as 15-hydroxyprostaglandin dehydrogenase [NAD(+)]. Gene Ontology annotation, molecular function: oxidoreductase activity, acting on the CH-OH group of donors, NAD or NADP as acceptor. The transcript is spliced from 6 exons. Lineage: Eukaryota; Metazoa; Arthropoda; Insecta; Hymenoptera; Apidae. Bases 218 to 1018 code for a protein of 266 amino acids. Gene Ontology annotation, cellular component: cytoplasm. The record is from RefSeq and is a predicted model, not a curated record.